Tarenaya hassleriana is the source of this 1116-nucleotide messenger RNA. RefSeq names its product reticulon-like protein B1. The record is from RefSeq and is a predicted model, not a curated record. The transcript is spliced from 5 exons. The coding region runs from base 195 to 998 and encodes 267 amino acids. NCBI's taxonomy places the organism in Eukaryota, Viridiplantae, Streptophyta, Magnoliopsida, Brassicales, Cleomaceae.
UCUCGGUUCUGUGAAAAAAGGGUCCGAACAAAUUGACGACUAAGAUCAAAUGCGUCAUUUCAACGGCUGAGAUCGAGUUUGCAACUAGCCUUCCUAUUUUAGGCUUCGAGAUCUUUCUGGUAGGGUGAAAUCGCUUUGAACACUGUUGCUCGUUGAAAUCGGAAGCUUGGAUCUGCGCGAACCGAUCGGAGACAAUGGCGGAAGAGCAAAAGCACGAGGAGACUGCGGCGGCUCCGGAACCGGCGGUGGAAGUCCUGGAGAGGGAAUCGUUGUUGGACAAGAUAUCGGAGAAGAUCCACCACGGCGGAGAUUCGUCGUCAUCGUCGGAUGACGAGGACGAGAAGAAGGCUUCGUCUCUAUCAUCCCUCCAGGCUAAGGUUUACCGCUUGUUCGGGAGGGAGAAGCCCGUUCAUAAGGUUCUCGGCGGCGGAAAACCGGCUGAUAUAUUCAUGUGGAGGAACAAGAAGAUGUCAGGCGGUGUACUCGGCGGUAUAACAGCUGUCUGGGUGCUGUUCGAAUUGAUGCAAUAUCACCUUCUCACUCUGUUUUGCCACAUCUUGAUCGUUGUCUUGGCUGUGUUGUUCCUAUGGUCUAAUGCGAGCAUUUUCAUUAACAAGUCCCCUCCAAAGAUUCCGGAAGUUCACAUCCCCGAAGAACAUAUUCUCCAGCUUGCUUCUGGCCUCAGAAUUGAGAUAAACCGUGCAUUCACUUGUCUGCGAGACAUUGCAUCCGGGAGAGAUCUGAAGAAAUUCCUCUCUGCUAUUGCCGGCUUGUGGGUACUGUCGGUUAUUGGGAGCUGGUGCAAUUUCUUGACAUUGUCCUAUAUAGCAAUGGUGAUGCUUUUCACAGUACCUGUGAUGUACGAGAAGUACGAAGACAAGGUGGAUGCAUUUGGGGAGAAAGCCAUGGUGGAGAUCAAGAAGCAGUAUGCAGUGUUGGACGAGAAGGUAUUCAGCAAGAUCCCCAGGGGACCGUUGAAAGACAAGAAGAAGGAUUAAGUUGUCUUACUCUCCGGACACACACACACACAGAUACUCUGAUUUUUUUUUGUUGGGAAAAGUGUUGUUUGUGAAAUGGUGGCGCAGUUAUAUCAGGUAGAUGAUACAUCCCCCCCCC